GUGGCAUAUCGUCCUAUAUUACAGAGUAAAUGAGUAGUUAUUAUCACAAGUUCCUCUAGAGGAUGAAUAGAUCGAAGAGUUGCAUGGCAGAAUCUUGCAGGGAUAUCAUUCCAAGUCAGUUUCCCAUUUGCAUAGAGUAUAAGUCCCAACCAAUGAAAAUGUGAUACAUAGAAUUGCCGCAUGAAACCAUGCUAUCAGCCAUUUAGGAUUUUCAGUAAUUAUCAUUUCAUUUUUAUAUUCGAGAGAAACGAAAUCCAAGGGGGUUAAGAUCUGAGAGAUUAAUGAACCAAAAUGAUAAAAGAGUAUGCUAAACCUUCACAGUCCAGAAGAUGCAGUUGAAAAAUUGUAUGAAAAUCCCAUUGAUCUUGCUAACUUUUUGACAACAGGUAGGGAUAGCUUUAUUUUCAAUGUAAACUACAUAUCUGUACGACUACAAUUCUGUAAUUUUAUAAAAAUUAUUGAAGCAUCUCUUAAUUCAUUCUUUUAGUUCCAAAUAUGGCGCAAGAACAGGCGUUCAUAACAAGCGACUCACUUUCAAAAUGUGAGACCUAUUUCGAAAUCAUACAAUCUAGAAAGAAGCUACCGCUGUCAUUGCAGGAGACCUUGACAGAUGCAUUUGCAAAGAUUCCGGUCUCUUCUUUUCCAGAUGUUCCUAGUGGAAAAGUGAUUGAAAUUCUAGCAGACACGCCCGUAGGGGAAGCAGUUAAGAUUCUAUCUGAAAGAAACAUUUUAGCAGCACCAGUAAAAGACCCAGACGCAGCUGAUAGUUCAGAUUGGAGAGCCAAGUACCUUGGCAUCAUUGAUUAUUCAGCCAUCAUUCUUUGGGUGCUGGAGAGCGCAGAACUUGCAGCAGCUGCUAUAUCAGCAGGUUCAGCAACAGCUGCUGGAGUUGGUGCAGGAACCGUUGGUGCUUUGGGAGCAAUAGCAUUGGGAAUGACAAGUCCUGCUGCAAUGGCGGGAAUAACUGCUGCUGCAGCAGGUGCUGCACUGGCAAGUGGCAUUGCUGCAGAAAAUAUGAUGACUAAAGGUGCACCUCAAGCUGCUGAUAACCUGGGAGAAGAUUUUUACAAAGUUUUACUGGAAGAAGAACCCUUCAAGUCAACAACGGUGAAAUCAAUACUUAAAUCAUAUCGAUGGGCACCUUUUGUUCCAGUUGCAAGAGAUAGCGCUAUGUUGACUGUCUUGUUACUUCUCUCAAAGUAUAGGCUGAGGAAUGUACCUGUCAUAGAACCAGAUAAACCUGACAUGGUGAACUUCAUUACUCAGUCUGCAGUUAUCCAAGGUCUUGAGAGAUGCAAAGGCAGAGAUUGGUUUGACUGCAUUGCAGAAAAGUGUAUAUCUGAUCUUGGACUUCCAUUUAUGUCUACAGCUGAGGCAAGGAUUGGUGUCUUAUAUUUUCAGUUUCCCUUGGCUGUAAGGUUUAAAAACAUAAUUUUUCUUCCUGUUCAGGUUAUUAGCAUUCAGAGCAAUGAGUUGAUUCUUGAAGCUUUCAAGCAAAUGAGGGAUAAUAAAAUCGGUGGACUUCCUGUAGUAGAGGGGCCAAGGAAGAAAAUUGUUGGAAACGUGAGCAUACGAGACAUCAGAUACUUGCUGCUAAGUCCUGAGAUCACAAAUUUUAGGCAACUGACUGUGAUGGAUUUCCUGAAAAGAAUUGUCUCUUCGUCCCUGCAAACUGGGAACGCUAGCCACCAGCCUAUAACAUGCAAGCCUGACUCGACACUGCAGAGUGUGAUCCAUACUCUUGCUUCUCAGUCUAUUCACAGGAUUCAUGUGGUAGAUGGACAAGAUGAAUUAGUUGGAGUCAUUACACUGAGAGAUGUUAUCUCUUGUUUUGUAACCGAACCUCCUUACCAUUUUGAUGAUUACUAUGGAUUUGCAGUGAAGGAAAUUUUUAUUCAGUGAUCUUUGUGGAAGUUAAAAUGGG
Molecule: messenger RNA, 1924 nt
Organism: Vigna radiata var. radiata (mung bean)
Lineage: Eukaryota; Viridiplantae; Streptophyta; Magnoliopsida; Fabales; Fabaceae
Product: SNF1-related protein kinase regulatory subunit gamma-1-like
Exons: 4
Coding region: 496-1902 (468 amino acids)
Source: RefSeq, a predicted model, not a curated record